This is a messenger RNA of Micropterus salmoides (largemouth bass), 6537 nucleotides long. RefSeq names its product XK, Kell blood group complex subunit-related family, member 7 (gene xkr7b). The record is from RefSeq and is a predicted model, not a curated record. The transcript has 4 exons. Gene Ontology annotation, cellular component: plasma membrane. Gene Ontology annotation, biological process: engulfment of apoptotic cell; apoptotic process involved in development; phosphatidylserine exposure on apoptotic cell surface. The coding region runs from base 83 to 1918 and encodes 611 amino acids. NCBI's taxonomy places the organism in Eukaryota, Metazoa, Chordata, Actinopteri, Centrarchiformes, Centrarchidae.
CUCUCUCUCUCUCUCUCUCUCUCUCUCUCUCUCUCUCGUCUCCCCACCUCUUUCUCUGUCUUUCUCUCCUAUCCUAACCAACAUGGCCGCUAAGUCGGAUGGAGCAGCGGUGUCUGUGGAAGAUGACAACACGCCCAGGAGCCUCUCGGAGCCGGGGAACCCCGCCGCCCGGCCCCGCUGCAGCGCCGCUGGCGGGAAACCCUACACCCUGCUGGACUGCUGCUGGGUGCUCUGCGCCCUGCUCGUCUUUUUCUCCGACGGCGCGACCGACCUGUGGCUGGCCGCCGACUACUACCUGAGAGGUGACUACUGGUGGUUCGGCUUGACACUCGUCUUCGUCGUGGUGCCCUCCGCGGUCGUCCAGGUACUGAGUUUCAGGUGGUUCGUGUAUGACUACUCGGAACUGAGCGGCGGGGAUGGAUCAGCGAGCGGCAGCGGGACCGGCGCGGCCGCGGUGGCGGCAGGCGCGGCAGGAGGAGCAGCCACGGCGGGCGACAACACUUUAAGCACCAAGGACAGCGACCAGCGCGGUGGAUGCGCGGCGACGGGGAACGCAGCAAAUGCGACCCCAGUUUACUCGUCCUCUGCCCCUCCAGCGACGGCAGGGAGAGCGGGGGGCCCCCGGAGGUGCUGCACCGUCUGCAUGUGGGUCUUUCAAACAGUGCUCCACGUCCUGCAGCUGGGGCAAGUCUGGAGAUACAUCCAUGCUCUCUAUCUGGGCGCCCAGAGCCGUUGGCACGGCAACGGGCCCCGUCGCCACUUCCACUGGCGCCUGAUGUUUGAGAGUGCUGACAUCACCAUGCUCCGUCUCCUUGAAGCCUUCCUGAAGUCGGCUCCGCAGCUCGUCCUCCAGCUGAGCAUCAUGAUCCACGGAAACGCCGUCCUCCCUCUGCAAGGUCUCUCAGCCUCGGCCUCCCUGGUCUCUCUGGCCUGGAUGAUUGCCUCCUACCAGAAGGUUCUCCGGGACUCCCGUGACGACAAGCUGCCCAUGUCCUACAAGGCUGUGAUCACCCAGAUGCUGUGGCACUUCUUCACCAUCGGAGCAAGGACAGUGGCCUUUGCCCUCUUCGCCUCUGUCUUCCAGCUCUACUUUGGCAUAUUCAUCGUCAGCCACUGGUGUGUCAUGACCUUCUGGAUCAUCCAAGGUGAGACUGACUUCUGCAUGUCCAAGUGGGAGGAGAUAAUCUACAACAUGGUGGUGGGCAUCAUCUACAUCUUCUGCUGGUUCAAUGUCAAGGAAGGCCCCAGCCGCUUCCGUAUGACCGUCUACUACUCUGUGACGCUGGCUGAGAAUGUGGCACUGACUGCUGCCUGGUACACCUACCGUGGCCCACAUACCUCCGACUCCUACGCCCUGGUGGUGGUGUGCCUGGUGGCCUGCAGCUUUGCCCUGGGAACCUUCUUCAUGUUAGUAUACUACUGCUGGCUGCACCCUGAUGGGCCCGUUCUGGGCUCACAGUGGGGAGGAUGUGUGGACGAGGGUGUAGUGGGUGCGGGAGGGGUAGCAGGAGUGAUUGAUGCCUGCCUCACCCCAUCCCAAGGGUCCCAAACAGACAUGGUCAUCACCAGCCCUCCAAGGACUCUCCCCAGGACUAAAGACACAGGGGAGCCGGUUCCCGGGGAGCGAGACAGAGACAGGGACAGUUGCCUGCCUGUCUUCCAAGUACGUCCCUCCCCUUCCUCCUCUCCUGCACUCCUUCACAGGACCUCCUCCUCAUCCCGUGCACAGGACGGCCCAGUGAUCCGUAUCGACCUUCCGAGAAAGCGAUAUCCGGCCUGGGAUGCGCACUUUAUUGACCGGCGCCUCCGCAAGACUAUUCUGCUUCUGGAGACCACAUCAGCCGUCAGCCCCAGGAUACAGUACAGAAGUAGCAUGAUGGGCAGCAAAGAGGUAUUAGAAUAUGAAACAACUGUCUAAGCCAACAGGGGCUCUUGAAUUUAAAAGUGCAGUCUGGGACCAAGGCUGAGCCUGAGAUCAGUUCUCAUCCCAGGACUACCUACCCCAGGGGCAGCAUGGAAAGGAGACACUGAGUGUCAGGCAACUCUUUAAGAAUAGAGGUUGUCAAACUUGAUUGUAAAAUGUAAAGCGCAAGCUGGGACCAAGGCUCUCCCCUUAGGCUACAGUACAGGAGUAAGUAGCAUGAAUGAGCCGGGGAAGUAAAUAGAAUAAUACUGAACUGGGAUAAUCUUCACCUUUUCUAAAAGCUUGGAGGUGAGACAUUUAAUCUCUCAUCCUGGGACCAAGGAGUGUUAGAUUUAGUUUCAUCCUGCACGGUCAGAACAAGAAGUAAAAGGAUUUGAGAGGAAUGAAGUUGCAGAGCUUGACAUAUUUGAGAAACUGUCUGCUGCAUGAACUUGAGCCUCGGAUCCUGGAGACUCAACAGAGACUUACCAAGGAGCUUUUAGAGACUAGUUGCUAGAGUUUGCACAGGACAUGCAAUCAUUUGGUUUGGUAGCAAAUUAGACACUGACUAAAAAAUAGGGAAUCAUUAUCUAAUAAAUAUUGCUUUAGAGAUUUGCAGGUCAGAAUUCACCUAGACGUCUAGGUUCAAACUGUGCUGAAUUUGUUUGAAAAGUGAUGUCUAGCUUUUUUUAGAAAUCUAGGUUGCAUAUAAUAGGUUAGAUAUGUUGUUUCAACAGCACUUAAAUUAAUAUGUUGAAGUGAAACAGGACAUAAAUACAGGAUAAUAUAUAUUAAAAAUGUGAAUGAAACAACUAUAACGUAGAUAUUUCACUUUUCAACCACAUUUAGCCUAGUUUUAACCAAAGCAGGUAGAUUUAUUUUUACCUCAAAAUCACCAAUUCAUUGCUAAAUGAGUGUGCUUUGUUUUGUGAGAGUAUGGUACAUUUAUACUUAACAGGAACUAAUUUGGUUUUAGGAGGGAGGCAGAGAAGAUUUAGUAUAAUUUUUUUACACCACCUUGAUUCCAAAAGUUUGCAUGUCCCUAACAAACUUUGGUUACUGUCCUUCGAGCAUUCUGUUCGUGGUGUCUAAAGAGAAAUGUGGUCAACACUGUACACCUGUCUCAUGAGAACACAAGGUCCAUGAAAUGUAGGCUCACAAGUCUCACAAUCUAGGUCCAGAUGGUUUAUGAAAUGUAUGCCUGAAUUACAAGUGAUAACAGUCAUCCAUCCAUAUGGAAGCAGCCAUAGCAAAAGUCCCACUGUUUAGAUCCCACUGUCACCCCCAACCUGAGAAAGGACUUGUUUUGAAAAAUCAAUCAGGACUGGAUGUAAGGUGGAUGACUUCUGCUUUGGCUACGACAAUAUGACAUGCUGUAACUCACCACAAACAGGCCUGUGAUGUACAGUUGAAUAAAUGCAGAUGUCAGAUAAGCUAUUACAAUAAGCUGUAGUUAAGUGAGGAAUGAUUUUUGGUUGAAGAAGCUUCGUUUACUCGUAAGAGUCUAAAUGUUGUCCACUUUUCUUGGAAUACAUACCAUGUAGGGGUAUGAAGGAUAUCAUGAGCAAACUCGUGCUAUGAAAACAUUUUCCAGUGUUUGUUUUUUAGGGAGAACAGUAGCUGACGAGAGAUAGGCUAUGUCUUUCAAUCAGGUCAACAGACCCUAAAGAAACCUAGAACGGUUUGUAGGAAUGUGAAAACACAUACAGUCAGUGGUACAGUAACAGUGUAGGAAAACUGGUAACAAAACCUCAAAGAUGCAAAGUACCAUGAUAUUUUUGCAGGCUAGCUAGUUAGCAAUAGCUGCUGUUUGUUGUUACAGACUUUUUGAAAGGCUAUUUUGUUUACAAAAUGAAACCAUGUACAGGCCUUUGAUUCAAAGUAGAUAUGUGGACUGACUUUACUUCAUCAGUAGACUGAUCGGGGGGAAAAUGAAAUGGUAAGAACUGAUGAGAACUUCUCUUUGCACCUUUAAACUGCUGUUGCGAUGCCCUGAAGCAAGGAGCAACAAAAUCAACCAAUUUCAGAGGUCGAAGUUUAAACACAGGUGUGAAAGAGUGUUACUAUCAAUUAGAAGCAGCUGGAUCCUGUUAAAGUCAAGCAUGGUCAGCAACAAUACCUGAAGGAAGAACAGUUUUAAAAAAUCACUAGCAUCAAAGCUAACUUCUGUCCUGUCUCAUAUUACACAACAGAUUUCUCUUCGACAGUCUCUCUUUGAAGUUCUUUUCAAAUACAUUUUCUUUAUUUAAAAGCCUUUAGGGUUAGUUUGUGGAUUUUAGGUGAUCUGAUUUGUUGUGAAGUGGGAGCUCUUUAAGUCUAUCCCAGAAACAUUUAAACCAGUGUUGUGAUUGUUUUAGAUAAAGACAGCAGAAGGUGUUGGGGUUGUUAGCAAUGCACUCAAAACCAUUUCUCUAAAAAACAUUACAUUCCCUAUGUGACCCUGAUGCAUCUCAAAAAAAGCAUAAAAGCAUGCUCAUCAAAACACUUUUAAAGAUGCAUUUGAGAUACUGUGAAGUGAUAAAGGCUCUCAGUUUGUAAUUUAGUUUAACUGUUUUUUAACCUUAGUGGCUGUUAUACCAAUAUUUUUUUGCAUUACAACUCAACAAGCAUUUUGGAAGAUGCCAACGUUCAGGGGGUCACCAAUUCAUGGUUAACUGACACGAGCACAAAAACCAAAAUAUUAUGGCACAGUAAAAACUCGUAUUGAACUGCUGUGAACUUGUGUCAAAGAUACUUAGAUUCUAGUGUUUACAAAGCAGGACAAGCACCAUCUUUGGACGACUUAAAAUGACAUCUUUUUGAAUUUUAAUAUCGGUACUCCCCUUGCUCAUCUCAAUGCUGAUGCAGAUUGUUUUAUCAACAUCCAAAUUUAACUGAAAAACUGAAGAUAUCUUGUUAACAAAAAGCCUUUCAUUCAAAAAAAAUGUCGAACAUGUAUGAACAUGUUCACCGUAUUCACCCUGACUAACUAUAGGAAGAAAACAUUUCCUGUAGAUUUAAGCAGUAUACUGUUAACUUUUUGAGUAGUGAAGACUUCAAAACAGGUCCCUCCUGCUGCCACCUGGGGGAAAAAAAUCCCUGUGCUUGUUGUUGCAGUAUGCAGUGCGGUUUUAAUUAUCACCUUUAUGUUGAUGAUGCAUGUGUAUAUUCUGAGGUAUUGAAGGGGCUCCAGGAGAAGAUUUUCCGACCUUGUGUACUUUAAGUUGAUGAGUAGGGUCACUUACAGCGGUUUAUAUACUUGCUCUUUUUAAUGUAGAGUGGAAUCAGCAUUGUUCAUAUAGUUGCCUACGUACCUUGUGGAAGAUUACGUAAGUUCCACUAGGGGUCAGAUCGGGGGCGAAUCACCCCUGACUGAAACCAAAAAUAUCCCACUUGAGAACUUCCAAUUAUUAAAAUAUAAAAUAUUUUAUAAUAAUAUAAAAUUCCAUAAUUAAACAUAGUGACACUCAAGGAUGUUACUCAGUUGUUAAUGUGAAAACGUUGUGUGUGACAAAUUCUGUUAGAUUGUCUUCAAAACUUUCCACCAUUGUUGUUGUCAUUUUCUCAGUCUGCUGCCCCUACUUCACUGCUCACAUUGUUCAUGUGUCUAAUUGCAUCUUGCAGAUGGGUUGUGUUUUUUUCUGAUCAUGUAAUCAAUCAACAUUUACAGGAUCACUGGCUACUCAUAUACAUUGUUAAAGGCAAGUAUAUAAGCGCUCUGAUCCUCACAAGGUUUGUGGUUAUACUUCCAAUGGAGACCCUGAGGGCAAAAAUGUCCAUAUAAGCUCACUUUGGACAUAUGUGUGUUUCCUCUGCAGGGAAACUACUGUGUCAUUUUUACUCUGGAAUCAGGAAUACAAUUUAAACAUGACUAAUGGUAUUAACUUGAUAAGAAGACUUUUAUUAUCCAGUGUUGUGUCCUACCUGAACCUGUGGAUGUUGGUACAGUGGUGACAGUCAAGGCGAUGUUAAUGGUGCUGAAAAUGACUCCGUGUCAGCAACGAUUAUGUCAUGUCGAACACGAUAGGCUAAUGUACAGAUAAUGCAUCAACCACCCAAUCAUGGGCGAAGGCGAGGCUUCGCUUUCCCUGAUUGGAUAAUGAACCAGUCCUUUGUUGUUGAGGUAAAAUAACAGUUAAAAGUGGUGCGCUGAAUAUAUAUCAACUUGAACAAAUCAUGUUAAAAAGUAAACAGUGAGUUAAAAAAAACUCAUAUCAUCUUUUAUUAAUUGAUGCAAGUAUUUAUGUUUAUUUAUUUUUGUAUUUGUUUUAUAUCUAUUUAUCUAUUGUUUACUCACUCAGUGGCCAUGUCUUUGGUAUGACUCUUAUAUUAAGAUGUAUAAACUGAAAAUAGAUUUUUUUUUACUCAUUCUAUAUAUCUGUAUAUACCAGCGUGGCGCUAUACUAGGACAUGUGUGUACGAGUAUGUGUGCUUUGGUUUGUAUGUACGUAUUGUAUGUACAGUAUGUAUGUAAGGAUGUGCUCUAAGUUUUUUUGAUAAUGCUGCUUAAACAUCCUCUGAGUGAACGAGCAGAAAAAUAAACCAGUGGUGAAAAUAUCUAUGACGCUGUUAAAAAAGAACUCAACAAACUGUGCUGAUAACUGUAGAUGGGAACAAUACUGUAGUAAACAUGGCUGAACAGCCGUCGAAAUAAA